This is a messenger RNA of Populus euphratica (Euphrates poplar), 2470 nucleotides long. Its product is annotated as telomere repeat-binding protein 3-like. Bases 327 to 2183 code for a protein of 618 amino acids. The record is from RefSeq and is a predicted model, not a curated record. The transcript is spliced from 11 exons. Lineage: Eukaryota; Viridiplantae; Streptophyta; Magnoliopsida; Malpighiales; Salicaceae.
AAGCUACUGUUCUUUGGUGGUCUUUUGCUUUGCCAUUUUUAAGAGAGAGAAAAACACAGAGAAAGAAUCUCUUGAGAGGGAUUUGAAUCCAACACCUGGUCUUCUUGGGAGACAUUGAUUUCCUGGGUUCCCUUGAAUUCUCUGGGUUUGUGAAAUUCUACAGUGAAUCUUCGUUUUGUGUUUUCAUUCCUUUUCGUUUAAUCUGUACAUAAUUGUAGAGGUUUCUUAACACAGGAGAUCAGUCUUUGUUUAUAACACAAGAUAAGCGGAUCUGAGCAAUGAUGCUCCUUGUUUGAUGAAUUCUAUUUGCCGUGUAUGCUUAAGAUAUGGUGGUGAAGAAGAGACAAUAUUAUGGUUUCAAUGGCUUCCAUAUGCCCCCAGUUCCCAGGGCUCCGAGAUCAGCUAGACAGAGGGGUUUGAGUUUGAAUAAAAAGAAAGUUGAGGAUAGUCAAUUAUGUGCAUUUGAAUUACUCGCAUCCUUAGCGGGCAAGCUAUUGCAGGAGAGUGAAAGUUCUGCUUCUAGCAAUGCAUCCGAAGCAAAUAAUCAACCUAUAAUUGGUGGUGGUGGUGUGAAAUGUGAGCAAGCUGAAGAUAGACCAUUGAAAGCAGAAUGCCUUGAUCAUGGAAGUUGUAGAGAAAGUGCUUUUGUCACCGGGUUUUCCUCGCCAAACGGUGAUCAAAAGAGCCUUCUAAAUGAUUUUCGACAUGCUGAGAGCUAUUCCAUUUUGGAGCGCUCUUCAAUGAUCUCAAAUUCUAAUUCCUCAGAGAAAGUUGGUGCUGAUUUGAAGACUGUGAUUUGCAAAAGCAAGAGUGUGUGUGAAAAUUUCACUGGUAAAGUUGAGGACUCUUUUGAUUCUAAGGUGGCUUGUGAUGGUUAUGUAGACAAUGGGUUUAGGAGACAUCAAGUUGGUGAUGGGCUAGAUACUGGGGGUUUGACUGCUGAGAAUGCUUGCAGUUUGAAGGAUCCGAUGGAAAUGUGUAUGAAAUUUCCCACAUUGAUCAAACCAGACAGUGAUGUUGAAUUGCCACUGCGCAGGGAACCAGUUCCUAAUACUUCUAUUCCAAGGCGUAGGAAUGAUACUAAUUGGGGGAUGAAGCCUCACUAUCGCAAGAGGAAAUUAUGUUAUAGUCGUGAAAGUUGCAAUUCACCUGAUAAGAGCUUGACUGGAGACAAGAAUGGCACAGCCGUAAUGCUUCAUGGAGCAAAUGGGGUAUCAUCUUCAGUUAUAGGUCAUCAAUCACCCUUCCACUCCAAGGAUUCUCAUGUGAAGUUCAGUAUUAAGUCCUUUAGAGUUCCAGAGCUUUUCAUUGAGAUCCCAGAAACUGCAACUGUUGGUUCACUGAAGAGAACUGUGCUGGAGGCUGUGAGUGCUGUACUUGGAAGUGGUUUACGAGUUGGGGUGCUUCUUCAUGGAAUGAAGAUUAGGGAUGACAAUAGAACCCUAUUGCAGACUGGUAUGACUUCUAAAGAGAAUCUUGAUACCCUUGGUUUCUCAUUGGAGCCUAUUCCUGUGCAAGCUCCUCCACCCUUAUGCACAGAAGAUCCUGCACUAUUACCAUGUGACACAUCUCAACUUAUAUCAAGUUCUCCGACCACUCCUAUUAUAGAUUCAGGAAUUUCUGAUGCCUUACCUGAUCCUCCUCCAUCGACUAAUUUGGACACUAACACUGAAAGUAAUCAUGAAUCAGUUUCCUCCCAUUCUGACAUGGUAACUGAUGAUACACUGUUGGAUUCUAGAGCUCUGGUUGCAGUUCCACCAAUCAAUGCUGAGGCUCUUGCAAUGGUGCCUUUAAGCCAGAAAUCUAAGCGAUCUGAACUUGUACCGCGUCGAACCAGGAGACCAUUUUCUGUGUCAGAAGUAGAAGCACUUGUGCAUGCAGUUGAGGAAGUUGGAACUGGAAGGUGGCGUGAUGUUAAAUUGCGUUCUUUUGAAGAUGCAGACCAUCGUACAUAUGUGGAUUUGAAGGAUAAAUGGAAGACAUUGGUUCACACAGCUCGGAUUGCCCCUCAGCAAAGAAGGGGCGAGCCUGUUCCCCAGGAGCUCUUGGACAGAGUCUUGGCUGCUCAUGCUUACUGGUCUCAACAUCAAGCUAAGCAACAUAGCAAGAAUCAGGCUGCUAUAUUAAAGAUCACUGUCGCUCAUGCUGUUAGAAAUGGAGUUGAAGAUAGCCACUCAAUAUGAUGUACAAAGAAAGAGAUGUUGACACGGACAGGAAACAGGAGAUGUACAAAGUAUUCAAAUUUAUUUAGUAUUUUUCAUGCUCAGGUUGAUUCGUUGCCACCUUCCCAAACUCCGUGAGGCUGGCAUUUGUAAAUGAUUUGAUGGAAUAAGGAACCUGCUCUAACAGAAUCUACAGUGUUUUCUCUUUCUUUUUUACAUUCAUUGAUUUAUUUGCUGUAAAACAUUUUUUUUUCUUUCAAAUUUGAUAGAACAGAGAAGUCAAAGAAAUUAGUUGUCCUUUGUUGCUC